Molecule: messenger RNA, 981 nt
Organism: Castor canadensis (American beaver)
Lineage: Eukaryota; Metazoa; Chordata; Mammalia; Rodentia; Castoridae
Gene: Adora1
Product: adenosine A1 receptor
Biological process (GO): G protein-coupled adenosine receptor signaling pathway
Cellular component (GO): dendrite; synapse; plasma membrane
Molecular function (GO): G protein-coupled adenosine receptor activity
Source: RefSeq, a predicted model, not a curated record
AUGCCACCCUCCAUCACAGCCUUCCAGGCUGCCUACAUUGGCAUUGAGGUGCUCAUCGCCCUGGUCUCCGUGCCUGGGAAUGUGCUGGUGAUUUGGGCCGUGAAGGUGAACCAGGCUCUGCGGGACGUUACCUUCUGCUUCAUUGUGUCACUGGCAGUGGCUGAUGUGGCCGUGGGCGCCCUGGUCAUCCCAUUGGCCAUCCUUAUAAACAUUGGGCCACAAACCUACUUCCAUACUUGCCUCAUGGUGGCCUGUCCUGUCCUCAUCCUCACCCAGAGCUCCAUCCUGGCCCUGCUGGCGAUUGCUGUGGACCGCUACCUCCGCGUCAAGAUCCCGCUCAGGUACAAGACAGUGGUGACCCCUCGGAGGGCAGCUGUAGCCAUCGCUGGCUGCUGGAUUCUCUCCCUCAUAGUGGGCCUGACACCUAUGUUUGGCUGGAAUAAUCUGAGUGAGGUGGAGCGGGCCUGGGUGGCCAAUGGCAGUGUCGGGGAGCCCGUGAUCAAGUGCGAGUUUGAGAAGGUCAUCAGCAUGGAGUACAUGGUCUACUUCAACUUCUUCGUCUGGGUGCUGCCACCCCUGCUCCUCAUGGUCCUCAUCUACCUGGAGGUCUUCUACCUGAUCCGCAAGCAACUCAACAAGAAGGUGUCAGCCUCCUCCGGUGACCCACAGAAGUAUUACGGGAAGGAGCUGAAGAUUGCCAAGUCACUAGCCCUCAUCCUCUUCCUCUUUGCCCUCAGCUGGCUGCCACUGCACAUCUUGAACUGCAUCACCCUCUUCUGCCCCACCUGCCAGAAGCCCAGCAUCCUCAUCUACAUUGCCAUCUUCCUCACGCACGGCAACUCAGCCAUGAACCCCAUCGUCUAUGCCUUUCGUAUCCACAAGUUCCGAGUCACCUUCCUGAAGAUCUGGAAUGACCAUUUCCGUUGUCGGCCGGAACCCCCCAUCGACGAUGAUCUCCCUGAAGAGAAGGCUGAUGACUAG